ACUCGGCAAUGUUCUCACACUGCGCACCCGGGGAGGACCGUCCAGGACCACAUCGUAUUCGGAGCUUUACCGCCGCAGAUUCAACAUUCCGAGGUACCCGCGGAUCCAGUCCCCGGAGGGUUCCACCCUGUCGAUUUGUGGCGACAGUCAGCUCGAGGAGCUCAGCCUGGAUGAGGGUCGCUCGUCCCUCCCGGGCACCUCGAGGGACGACAGCAGCGAGCUCAGCUUCUAUCGUCGCUUUGUCGAAGGUCACGCCGUUCACGCAACGCAUACUAGACGAUCCUGCGAAAUAUUGCGUCGAGGAAUACCUUCAGAUACCGUCUCUCCGAGAGCGCAGCGCGAACGUAGCGUGUCGGACAGCAAGCUGAGGAAACCGACGU
Temnothorax curvispinosus is the source of this 380-nucleotide messenger RNA. RefSeq lists its product as uncharacterized. NCBI's taxonomy places the organism in Eukaryota, Metazoa, Arthropoda, Insecta, Hymenoptera, Formicidae. The transcript has 2 exons. The record is from RefSeq and is a predicted model, not a curated record. The coding region runs from base 9 to 368 and encodes 119 amino acids.